AUGGCACCAUCAAAUUGGUACAAAAAUAAUGACGGACGUAACGACCUUCUGCAUACAAUGGCCAACAAAUUAAAUGAAGUCAUAGCAACCAUUUCUUCAUCCAAGGACCUACCAGCUCCUAUUAAAGCUCUUGCGUACGAAUUGUCGCUAUCAGAUGGCAGUAAGAAUGGUGACAAGGAACUUCUGGAUGCAGUAGCAAAAAAAUUGGAUGAAGUCAUUGGAGUCAUUUCUACUUCUAUCGAGAAGCUACCAGCUCCGUUGCAAGCACUUGCAUCUGGAUUAUCGCCAUCAGAUGAGAAUAACAAAUAUGACGAUCUUCUGGAUGCAGUAGCUAACAAAUUAGAUGAAGUUGUUGCAGCCAUUCCCUGCAUACCGAUUAAAAGUUUACCAACUCCAAUCAAAGCACUUGCGCUCAAAUUGCCGCCGUUGGAUGAGAAGGACAAACUGGUGGAUCUUCUAUAUACAGUAUCCAAAAAAUUGGAAGAAGUUGUUGAGGCUAUUCCUAUUUCAGCCGAAAAGCUGCCAGCCCCUUUGAAGGCUCUUGCAUCCGAACUGUCAUUAACAGACCAUGCCAACCAUGGUAACGGACAGAAGGAUCUUCUGGAUACAGUGGCCAAAAAGCUGGAUAAAGCUACCUCUACACAUCCCAAUAUCAGGAGGCUAUCUCUUCCUUUCACGGCACUCGCAUCUGAAUUGUCGCCCUCGCGUCACAACAGUAUGAGUGAACAAAAGGACUUUCUGCAUUCGGUGGCCCAAAAGUUAGAUGAAGCGAAGGACACAGUUGUGGAAAAAGCGAAAGAAGCAACGGAACAAGCUGCAAAAGAAGUGAAGGCUGUGAACGAGAAACUUAGGCAGAUCACAGAAGUUUAA
Molecule: messenger RNA, 870 nt
Organism: Cylicocyclus nassatus
Lineage: Eukaryota; Metazoa; Nematoda; Chromadorea; Rhabditida; Strongylidae
Source: the annotation of a GenBank genome assembly